Messenger RNA from Mytilus californianus (California mussel), 7954 nucleotides. RefSeq lists its product as uncharacterized. Bases 4 to 2034 code for a protein of 676 amino acids. The transcript has 6 exons. Gene Ontology annotation, cellular component: cytosol; membrane. NCBI's taxonomy places the organism in Eukaryota, Metazoa, Mollusca, Bivalvia, Mytilida, Mytilidae. The record is from RefSeq and is a predicted model, not a curated record.
AAGAUGGCGGUGGUCGUUUGGAUUUUUCUGCUAAAUUUUCUUCUGUUGUCUAAAUGUGCAUUUUUAUCACCUUUAUACAUCGAUACAGUUAUAAAUGCGGUGGAUAAAAUGAUAGAGUACUAUAAGAACAAUUAUCAAGACCUGAAUGUGGAUGGAUUGUUUGGUUUGAGAGUUAUAGAGGGUCAUUUAGCAGCAAUAAUUGUGAAAGUUGAAAAUGGUACAAUAAGACAAGUAAAACCUAAUAUGAUAGAGAAAUUAAAAUCUAUGAAGACUGUGUCAACAAAAACCUGUGAAGAUGCUCUAGAUUUUGUUAGAAAGGAUGAUGAAGAAUAUUUUCAAUCUAUGCAGUUUCUUCUGGGUAAUCCUUGGUCUUUGCAUAAGGACUACAAACAUUUACAAUUCCAGUUACUGUGGGACCAACAAGUCUAUAAAAAAAGUUCUGUAUCUUCUUUAAAUGAGAAAGAGUCAGAUAAAUGUAUGAUGGAGAUAAUGGGGUACCAGCCAUCAAAGAAGAAGUGUGGUGUCAGUUACUUCUGUAUAGAACUGAUGACAAGGAAAGGGUUGACAGGAUAUGGUAUAACUCAUCAAAUGUUAUGGACCAUGCUAUCUGAACAGGCUGGAUGUUAUGAGGAACUAUCUCAUUUACUUGUAACAAAUGGUCGAGGACAGACACAUAAUAUACAGUUAGAGUUCUGUACUAACAAUUACCUAGAGAUGAUGCAUAUUGUUCAUGGGACUCUGAAAGGUCAAAUCAUUCCAAGGUUUCAGGAUUUAUUUAUGGAACAGCAAUUUGUUUGUCCAAGCCUUGGAUUUUACCAGUUUUUAUCAGAUGACUUUUUGGAUCAGAUUUUAUCGUGGCAAAAAGAUGUGGGUUGUUAUGGUAUCAUGAAGAAAGUUGAACAAAAACCAGCAGGUUUAAAAAAAUAUUUAGGUUCAACGAGUUAUGAUUAUGAAGAUGGCCCUGUUCAUAAACUGUUAAAAUUUCAAGGAAAACUUACUCAGAAUAUAACAAAAUUUGGUAAAAAUACUGUUAAUGUGCAACCACCUGUGUUGAAUUUAGCAGGAGAUUUAAAUACUAAUAAAAAUCUUGGGAAUGUUCAAAUGACAAACAAUGUGGUCAUACAGAAUGGACCAGAUUUAGUGGCUAAAGGUAGUGAAAAUGUUGUAAAGUCAUUUUCACAACAAAACUUAGAGAAAUCUGGUAUUGAACAGAAAUCAGUAUUACCUGGACAGAGGAGGCUUCUAGCGGAAAAGGAAAUGGAGAAUGGAUGUUUGGCUCAUAAAACUGCAGUAGCAGCAGGUGCUUUAAUGAUCUAUCUACGUUACUUACUAUUACCUGGACCUAAAACAUUGGCAGAAAAUACCAAAGAAAUGCUGCAACAAAGACAUUUACUUAAUAUCAACGAUAGUGGUGUUGAUAAGUUUGAUUAUAAAGGAGCACAAGAUGGCAAUUUAGUAAAAGGACUAGCUAUGAACAACAAUGUGUUAGCUGCUCAAAUAAAUGAUAAUAAUAAAGAUGAUGAUUAUUAUGCUGAUGAGAAUGAUGAAAAUGAAGAUGAAGAUGAAGAAGAUGAUGAAAAGGGAGGCAAUAAAAAUGUACAGUUUGAUGAUCAUCAAAAUGAGGAAAAUGGAUAUGAAGGUGAUUACGAUGAAAAUAAAAAAGAAAAAAAUCUUAAGGUGAAAAACCUUGCAGACAAGGUGGAAAAAAAAGUGGUGCCAAAACCAGACGAUACAGACUAUACUUACUAUGAAGAUAAAAAUAAACAUGAUGAUUAUACAAAUGAUGAGUAUGAUGAAAAAGAUGUCAAUGUUGAAAAGGACAACAAAGAUAGUGCAAGUGAUAAAAUAAAAGUCAAAUUGAUCAAUGAAUCAAAAGCUGAAGGAGAGUAUCCUCUAAGCAGUACACAUUCGCCAAGUGGUGUAUAUCUUAUUAUUUCAUGUACUAUUUUUGUUUUGAUGAUAUUAAUGUAUAGAUUUUUAAAGAAGAGAAGAGUGCAUAUAAGAUACAAUUAUAAAUCCUUUAACAGAGUGUAAAAACUAUUUACAGUUGCUUUUGUUUAUGGCUUUAGUAUUUCUUUUAAUCAUGUGACUGAAGACUAUUAUAUUUAUUUGAGAUUUUAUAUAUAUAUAUAUUAUAAGUAUCCAUUGUUAUGAAAUCCCUUUUUCCAGUGCUGUUGUUGUUUUAAGCUUACUUUUUAUUGAUGUAUGUUCAGCUGUGUAAAUAAUUAGAACUAGCAGCUUGUAGUAUGAUAGUUUGUAAUUUAUAUAUCUGCAUAAAUUCAGGGGUCACCAACAGAGGCGAAGAAAGCAACUUUGUCACCCUAGGAUUCCUGACUUCACUAUAAAGAAGCUCCAGGGAGAAGUUUUAUGUCCCCUUGUUUUUCAGUAAAAUUCCCCAAUAUCGCACGGUGAUUUUUGAAAAAUUCUGAUCCAAAUGCAACAUAUCUUUAGGAAUAUGGUUUAUUGUCGAGCCUGCGACUUUUGUCGCAGAAAGCUCGACAUAGGGAUAGUGAUCUGGCGGCGGCGGCGGCGUUAGCUAACUUCUUAAAAGCUUUAUAUUUUAGAUGGUGGAAGACCUGGAUGCUUCAUACUUUGUAUAUGGAUGCCUCAUGUUACGAAGUUUCCGUCAGUCACAUGUCCAAUGUCCUUGACCUCAUUUUCAUGGUUCAGUGACUACUUGAAAAAAAAGUUAAGAUUUUUUGUAAUGUUAAAUUCUCUCUUAUUAUAAGUAAUAGGAUAACUAUAUUUGGUAUGUGCGUACCUUGUAAGGUCCUCAUGCCCGUUAGACAGUUUUCACUUGACCUCGACCUCAUUUCAUGGAUCAGUGAACAAGGUUAAGUUUUCGUGGUCAAGUCCAUAUCUCAGAUACUAUAAGCAAUAGGUCUAGUAUAUUCGGUGUAUGGAAGGACUGUAAGGUGUACAUGUCCAACUGGCAGGUGUCAUCUGACCUUGACCUCAUUUUCAUGGUUCAGUGGUUAUAGUUAAGUUUUUGUGUUUUGGUCUGUUUUUCUUAUACUGUAUGCAAUAGGUCUACUAUAUUUGGUGUAUGGAAGGAUUGUAAGGUGUACAUGUAUAGCUGGCAGGUGUCAUCUGACCUUGACCUCAUUUUCAUGGUUCAGUGGUUAUAGUUGAGUUUUUGUGUUUUGGUCUGUUUUUCUUAUACUGUAUGCAAUAGGUCUACUAUAUUUGGUGUAUGGAAGGAUUGUAAGGUGUACAUGUAUAGCUGGCAGGUGUCAUCUGACCUUGACCUCAUUUUCAUGGUUCAGUGGUUAUAGUUGAGUUUUUGUGUUUUGGUCUGUUUUUCUUAUACUGUAUGCAAUAGGUCUACAAUAUUUGGUGUAUGGAAGGAUUGUAAGGUGUACAUGUCUAGCGGGCAGGUGUCAUCUGACCUUGACCUCAUUUUCAUGGUUCAGUGGUUAUAGUUGAGUUUUUGUGUUUUGGUCUGUUUUUCUUAUACUGUAUGCAAUAGGUCUACAAUAUUUGGUGUAUGGAAUGAUUGUAAGGUGUACAUGUCUAGCGGGCAGGUGUCAUCUGACCUUGACCUCAUUUUCAUGGUUCAGUGGUCAAAGUUAAGUUUUUGAGUUUUGGUCUUUUUUUCUAAUACUGCAUGUAAUAGGUCUACUAUAUUUGGUGUAUGGAAUGAUUGUAAGGUGUACAUGUCUAGCUGGCAGGUGUCAUCUGACCUUGACCUCAUUUUCAUGGUUCAGUGGUCAGUGUUAAGUUUUUGUGUUUUGGUCUGUUUUUCUUAAACUAUAAGCAAAAGGUCAACCAUAUUUUUGUAUGGAAGAAUUAUUAGCUGUACAUGCCUGCCUAGCAUGGUUCAUCUGACCUUGACCUCAUUUUCAUGGUUCAUUGGUCAAUGUUUAGUUUACUUGGUUAAUGUUAAGUUUAUGUGACAGUUGUAAUAAAGCUUUAUAUUUAGGACUAUCAACAUAAUAUCAAUGAUUAGUAAAGAAGGCGAGACAUUUCAGCGUGUGCACUCUUGUAUUAAAAUUGAGAAUGGAAAUGGGGAAUGUGUCAAAGAGACAACAACCCGACCAAAGAGUAUAAAACAGCCCAAGGCCACCAAUGGGUCUUUACAUGUUAGUUGGUAAAGAAAGUAAAUAAAGACUUACAGAAAUAAAAACAAGGAAAAAGGAUUGAGGAAUGCGUUUAAACAUAUAUAUUGAAAAAACACCACACACAUAGGGAAUUUUUUAUUCUUGCUAUUUCAACCUCCUUUAAAGUAGGUGUUCAAGGCAACCUUUGGACAUACAAUCCAUAUCACUUUCAUAUCUAUUUGAACUAGUUUUACUUACAUUAUUGACUUACAAAUAUAUAUUUCUUACUUCCAAUUAUUGUCCAGCAUCCAGUAUGACCAAUUUUUCCAAUUUAUAUCAGCAAAGGUCUUGAUCCUUUAAAAGAUGUUUAGAUUAUCAAUUAUAUCUGGUGAUGUUGUCUUCCACUGUGAAGCAUAGCUUUUCAUCUCUGGUACCCAUACUGAGUUUGAAUUAGCAUAUUUGUCAGUCACACAGCUGAAGUUUUCUUAAUGCUUCUACCUUUGUGAUUUGUCAAAAUAAGCAAAUGCUAUUGAAAUUUGUUUCUAGAGUUGUUUUUAUUUACAUUGUUAAUAAAAAAUAUAAACGAUAAGCCAUGGUUUAAUUACUUUACACACAUAACAUACAAUGUAUGUUUUAUAUGAAUAUAUCUUUGUAUGUUUAUCUUUCAUUAGUGUUUAGCAAUCUUUUAAUUUUCAAGCCAUAUUUUAGACAUUAUUUUAACUGACGUUUUCUCUUAUAAUUACACACAUACUACUUUUGUCAUUGUAUCCAUUAAAAUUGAGAUCAAAUUCACUGCCAGAAGAGAAAAAGUAGAAAAAUAAAUCUUCAGAAUCCCAUCCUUCUAUGUCGUUUUUACAUGGUCAAAAACAUAAGUAUGCAAUGGGCCUUGAAGUUUAUUAAAACAAUUAUGUAUUGCAUGUUCACAAUUCUUAAAAAUUGUUCACUAAUAUUUUGUUAGAGGUAAAAAAAAUGAAGGAUUUAAUGUAAAAAGCAGUAUAUAGUAGUGUAGUAGACUUGGACUCACAUUUAAGUGUGUUGCUCUCUCUGACGUGUGAUGGUAUGAAGUAUAGUGCUGGGUGCACUGAAGUACAGUUGAAAUAUUUAGUAUUACCGCUAGAACCAUUGUAUUUGCAUGUCAAAUUUUAUAUUUUGUCUCCUUUGUACCUUUAUUCAUUGUUUUAUAGCAUAACAUUUGUUGUUUCAUUUUGAAGUUAACUAUUUAAAGCUAUGCUACAGUUUGUUUGUGCGAACACUUUUAUGAGAUGUAUUACUAUAAACAUGUAAAAAAUUUCAUUACUCUAUUGGUCUGUUUGACAUUUUGUGUGAAAUAGGAAUAGAUGAAUCAAUAUUUUUAGAUUACAUGUUUUGGUUCAAAUUGAUGUCUAUUUCUUAUUUUAAAUGAAGGAGACAUUUUAAUAGAAAUAGUAUGAAAACAUAAAUUUGACAUUUUUAUAAUCAAGUCACAGUAAGACUCUUCAACAAGUCAUUAUAGCUAUGUGUUGUAUUAUAAAUUACUGUAGGUCUUUAUCCUGUAAGGGUAUAUUAGUUGUCAGUGUCUUUAAUUGGAAAAUACUAAAAAAAAUUAAUCCAGCAGACAGGGUUAGUUGAUAUAAAUUGCCUAGAGUAGGCAAAAUAAUUAAAAUAAUAAAUCCAGGGGACAGGGUAAGAUAAGAUCAAAGAGAAAAUAGAUUGAGUCAGGAACCAACACAAAAAUACAAAAGCAAGGCCCUAAUAAAUUAUAACAGAUUUUAGAUUAAUGAAUGUGAUUUUAUAAUUGUUCAGUUGUUGUGCUUUAUAAAACCAGUGGUAAAUAUAAUUUAAGUAUUCUGGUAAAGCAUUAAAAAUAAAUUGUCCUCUCUGAAAAAAUGGAAAAUAAAUUUUUUUUUAAAUUUCAAGUGUAAUAUGAAAGAAAUACAGAAUGUUGGAUACAGACUAGAAGUUAAGCUUUUUAAAGCAGACCCCACUCAAUUUUGUCUUUUAAGAUAAAAACUUCAACAACUUAUUUAAGAACAACUUUCAACAUAGGAAGAUGUGUAUACAUAGCAUAAUUUGAUUGGAUAGCUUUGCAUUUAUAAUAAACUGUGUGGUUUUUAUGUUGCCACUAUCAUUAUCAGUGCUCUGCAUUUUUCGAAUAAUAUUUUGUUUAUGUAAUUGCUUAAAGCAUUAUCUAUUAAUAUUCUUUUUUUCUCAUUUUGAAAAGUUUUUUUAUGUACAAAAAGAUGAUUGCAUGCUUUACUGAAAUAUGAAUGUCAACAUAACAGAUAAGUAAAGAUGUACCAUCUAGCAUCUGCAAAAGUACCAUGGAAUAGGUCAUUAUAAUUCAAAGUGAUCAGUGUCCAUAUUAUUCUACAAAUCCUGUAAAUUAUUCCUGUAGUGAUACCUUUUAAGCAGAUAGGCAGCAAUGCAUGUAAUCGUUUUCAAAUGUUAAUGUUUUAGACAUUGCCAUGACAUGUUAUUUACUCCACUCUAGUCAACAUAAGUAUGUAUUAAAUUAUUGAGCAAAGCAUAUAUUUAUUAUCAGCAAUAAUGAGACAUUUGUAUUAGGACUAUCUAUUGUAUUUUAUAUGAUGCACCUGCCAUUUAGCUGAAGCAUAUGGUGUGGUAAGGGCCUCAUUUGGCCUAAUUUAACACUGAAAUCAUCUUUUUACUUUGUUAAGAUUUCAUUUAUGUCUUUUUUACAGUUAAGAUUAUGCAAAACAAAAACUAAACCAGGUAAUAAGGUAAUAAGUUAUCAAUGUGGUCACUAUAGAUGUAGCAUUGAUGGCAUAGAAAAUAUGCUCCUUAGCAAUUUUGGUGAAAAUGCACAGAUUUUGGUCUAUUUUUCAAAUGAUUUGGAAUCUGAAAAUUUUGAGUGCAUGUUAGAACAAAUGAAAUACUUAGAUACAGAAUUUUCAAUAUGGACAACACCUUUGUUAAAUAUGUACCCAGAUUUAGCACAUUACAUUUUGACCUAACACAUUGUCUUUGUUAGUUCGAUGGUUAUGGUGAAAAUUAUCAUGUCAGAUUUUGUUAAUAGUUUUGUUUGAUAAAUCUGUUAACUUUUCUAAACUUGUUAAUUUACAAUUUUUUUUACAGUGCUGCUGCUGUAUCUGCUAUCAGAUGAGAAAUUAUUCUUGUGAUCAUAUAAACAGACUUGUCACAUAUAUUUCUCAUUUUUUGUUAUUACACCUUUUUUUCCUUUUUGUUAUUACACAUUUUUUUCCCUUUUUGUUAUUACACAUUUUUUCAUUAUUAUGUUUAUUCACUGCUUGUGAAUUAAAAACUGCAGCAUUAUGUGUUAUUAUCACACAGAUUUAUUAAUUGAAAGUUACAAAAGAUUCUUAUCAUAUUCUUACUAUCAUUAUGUUUUCAUCUGUCAGAACUGCAGGCUGCUUUUUGGCAAAAAAAUUCAAAGCCACUAAGGGACAUUUUAAUGCCAUUAUUAUAGCUCAUUUUAGCGCUGAACGAAUUCAAUCACUGGUAUUUUGGAAACCCAUUUUUAGCAAACUUGACCCAGUUGCACUUAUGAAUUAAUAACAAAAUUUAUAUUGGAUUACCUUAAAAAUUCUUUCAAUUUUUAUUUCAAACUGGUUCAAAUUGAAGAAUAUGUUUGAUGAAGAAACCAAGAAAAAAUUGUAUCGUCCCUUAUGUAAAUCUAUACUGUUAUCACAUUAAUAAAAGAAAAAGCAUGCUAGAUGUUCAGUAAAGAUGCUUAUAUUUGAACUGCAAAUGAAUCUGCUGAUAUUUACAGUUUUGAAAAGGAUGGAAACCAAGUAGAUGAAUGAUUUUAUUGAAAAAGAUACUUUUCAAACUCAUUUUAAUAUUGUGCUGUUUAAACUCAUUUUAAUAUUGUGCUGUUUAAACUCAUUUUAAUAUUGUUCUGUUUAAACUCAUUUUAAUAUUGUGCUGUUUUGACAUUAAAAUCUAUCAUUAUA